Molecule: messenger RNA, 4341 nt
Organism: Hevea brasiliensis (rubber tree)
Lineage: Eukaryota; Viridiplantae; Streptophyta; Magnoliopsida; Malpighiales; Euphorbiaceae
Exons: 10
Coding region: 716-4165 (1149 amino acids)
Biological process (GO): signal transduction; protein phosphorylation
Cellular component (GO): cytoplasm
Molecular function (GO): ATP binding; protein binding; protein kinase activity
Source: RefSeq, a predicted model, not a curated record
CUUCCAUUUUUGUCCAGCUUGGCCUCGUUAUUUUAAGCUUUCUCUCUCCCUCACGCCCUAACCUCAUGCAACGGCCUCUCUCUCUCUCUCUCUCCAUCAAAAACCCACGACUCUUGUACAAAACUGAAAUUCAGACUCCAUUUUUCUCUUUUCUGGGUUUCGUCCGUCAAUUCUAAACAACAUUUCGUUGCUAAAAUCUCUACGUGAAACUGCAAUUCUCAACAAACAAACAGUUGGACCAUUUUUUUUCUUUAUUUUUAAGUUUCCAUACGAGAAGCCAGCGAUAUACCGUUUAAUGAAAGAUUGUGAAAGGCAGAUUAGAUCAAUGUGGGAUCACGGACGGUCAUGAAUUGCAUCUCCUCUGCGUGGUUGUGAUUUUGUGCGUAUAAUUUCACACGGAUUUCGCUGAUUGCUUUUUGCAGUGAAGAUAGAGAAAUUUGGGUAAAUGAAGCAAUAACACAAUUGUAUAGUACAGAACAUUUUUUCAUUAUUAAUGGCAAUCUAGUUGUCAUCAUGAAAAUAAGCAUUGAAUGCUGUGGAGUUGCAGGAAGAAGACCAAUUUUGGGGUUGAUUUAGUGCAUAGGAGUAUUAUAUGGUCCAAUUGGAGAAGCAUUUGCACAAGUGAUGUAAGGAUUUUGAAAAGUUUUAAGCAAAAAAGGGUUGGCAAUUUGGUGAAUGUUCAUAUGCUUACAUUAGUUGAGAUUUCUUUGAUACCAUGACAAGGGAGACUCCUGAUAACUCAGGCCAGCAUUUCUAUGGAGAUAUGACCAAGGUUUUCUCUGGUAAUGGAGCUGCUGAGGAUAGAAAUGUAAAUAAUAUUUGUGCACAGACAGGUGAGGAAUUUUCUACCGAGUUUUUACGUGAUCGUAUUGCUCUAAGAAGGGUGGCUGAUCAAAACCAGCUAACACAAGUAGUGUCUAAUUAUAACCAGAAACAUCAGGUGUUUUAUGAGGAUCUUUCCAGCAUUCAUGAGAGUCAUAGAAAAGGCUCCGAAUAUAAUGCCUUGGAUUUUGUUCCCAGGACAGGAUAUGCUGUUGAAGUAGAGAGCAGGGUAUAUCCUGAUCAUAUAAGCAGAUGUCAAUGGGAAUAUAAUUCCAGUGGACAAAACCCUUGUAAAUAUACUAGUGAACUGAAUUCUGGUCAAGUUAAUAUGGGCUCAACAACUCCCCAUAAAUACGUGGUGGAGUCCCCUCUGUCAUAUCAUCCUUAUGGAACAGCAGUUUUGGAAAGUGCUUUCUGUGGAAAAAUGAAAUUUUUAUGCAGCUUUGGGGGCAGGAUAUUACCAAGGCCAAGUGAUGGAAAGCUUCGGUAUGUGGGAGGAGAGACGCGAAUUAUAUCCAUCCGGAAAAAUGUAACGUGGGAUGAACUUGCAAAGAAAACUUUCGCGAUUUGCAAUCAAUCUCACACGAUUAAGUACCAGCUCCCUGGUGAGGAUCUCGAUGCCCUUAUUUCUGUUUGUUCUAAUGAAGAUCUACAUCAUAUGAUAGAAGAAUAUCAAGAGAUAGAAAGGAAUGGAGGCUCACAAAGACUGCGAAUAUUUCUCAUUUCUUCUAGUGAAUCUGAUAGCCCAAAUUCAUUUGAGGGAAGGACUCCACAGCAGAGUGAUUGUGACUACCAAUAUGUUUUUGCUGUCAAUGGCAUGCCGGAUCAAGAGAGCUCCAGUGGACAAGGUUUGGCAAGCCAACCAAUCCACUUGCGAAAUGCUUCAGAUUAUGGUCCUACUUUUCAUCAAGACUCUCCUACAUCCAUUUUUGCAUUAGUUAAGAAGGAUUGUAGUCCAAAUUCCCCCAUUGUGAUGGGAACAUUUUCAAAUCCUGCUGCUCAGUUUCUCACUACACUCCAGAUUCCAGGCACAUCCUUCAGUCUAUCUCCUCCUAUAUCUCCAGUUCCAAUUCAGCACAAAGAUCACAAGAAUUCUAACAUACAAUUUUAUGUUGAUCAAUCUUGUACGGAGGGUAAUGAGAGCAUUAAUACUUUUGCCUUGGACAAAAUUCCAUUUGACAAUGCCUGUCAUCCCCAUGCCUCUGCAUAUUAUAAUAAAAUUUCUCAAGGACCAUUGACAUUAAUGAAUUACCAUCAUCAUCACCAAUACUUGACAGAAACUGACCAGAGUAACAAACCAUCGGAAGUGCAUUUUCACAAUGGUAGCCCAAGUGGAGAUUUUCUGUCACAUCAACUACAUGUUCAAAGUUAUAUGAAUUCAGAGAGACCCAAGCUUAAGGAAAGGGCACUUUCCGACUCACGAUUGCAAGAACAUGAUGAAGGGUCAAAAUACUACUGUGAAAAGGCAGUUAACUCUCUGUGCAUGUGGAAUGAUGGAAGGGAAAAAUCACCUUCUCUGGCAAUGUCAAAUUCCUCACAAGAGCCAAUGAUGUGGGAAGGUUUAACGAGUGAGAAACACCAAGCAGCUGAACAUGAGAAUCAGUGCAGCUUUAACACAAUGAAGAAUACUGACUUGAACCAAGUGUUGUUGAAGAGGGCGGACAGGACGGUAACUUGCUCUAGUGAAAGCAGACAAUGUGCAGGAAACAUUUCGAAUGAUAAUUCCAUUGAGUAUAAGGACUUACAAAGCUCAGACAACUUUCUAAGCAUUCAUCGCCACCAACAAGAUUCAAAAGAAUCUGGAAGAAUGGUUUGUAUCACUCGAGUUAAUGCUUUGGAAUAUUCUGUAGAUAAUAUAAGGGAGCAUCCCCAGGGUUGCCAAUCAGGCAAGACUAAACCUGCACCUGACUUCCUUUUCAAGAACCAAAAUGUGAUCAACGAUCAGCAGUGUACUAUAGCAGAGAGAAAAAGUGAUCAACAGACUCCUGGUGCACAUCAUGGAUAUCACCAUCCUCCAUAUCUAAGAUCAAGCAACCAAAAACCUGAAGUCCAGAGUUCUGCAUUUCCAAACGUAUCCAAGACUGCUGCUUCAAGUAAAUUGUUUUCUUUCUAUGAUGAAGACCCUUUGAAUUAUCCUGACCACAAGGUUGAAAUCGUAAGCAUCAACAGAAAACCAUACGAGGGACCAAAGAUUAGAGAUGCUCCACAGCGCUUAGAUGAUCAUCACGAGAAUAAGGUGUUGGAAUCAGUUGUAAUUGUUGAAGAUGUUACUGGCACAACAACUCCAGAUAUCCCCUUUUCUUCAAGAGUCUUCCCACAGAUAGAAGAAGAGGCCACUGAUGAAUUCCCAUCUCAUAGAGAUGCUGUGACAGAAAGCACAGCACAAGGAUCUGUAUCUGAGGCUGAUGGCAGAGAUAAUGAUGAAUCUAUUGGUGAUGCUGCAAUGGCUGAAAUAGAAGCAGGCAUCUAUGGUUUGCAGAUUAUAAGGAAUGCUGACAUAGAAGAAUUGCAAGAGUUAGGAUCUGGUACAUUUGGAACUGUUUUUUAUGGGAAGUGGAGGGGUACUGAUGUUGCUAUUAAGAGGAUCAAAAAGAGUUGUUUUGCUGGCAGAUCAUCAGAGCAAGAGCGGCUGACUAAAGAUUUCUGGAGAGAGGCGCGGAUCCUAUCGAAUCUUCACCAUCCAAAUGUUGUUGCAUUUUAUGGUGUAGUCCCUGAUGGGCCUGGAGGAACAAUGGCAACUGUAACCGAGUAUAUGGUUAAUGGAUCAUUGAGGCAUGUCUUGCAAAAAAAGGACAAAGCACUUGAUCGUCGUAAAAAGCUUAUAAUUGCACUGGAUGCAGCUUUUGGCAUGGAAUAUCUACAUUUGAAAGAUAUUGUUCAUUUUGAUUUGAAGUGCGACAAUUUGCUCGUGAAUUUGAGGGAUCCACAACGACCCAUAUGCAAGGUUGGAGAUUUUGGAUUGUCAAGAAUUAAACACAAUACGCUAGUGUCUGGUGGGGUGCGUGGAACCCUCCCAUGGAUGGCACCAGAAUUACUUGAUGGCAGCAGCAAUCGAGUCUCUGAGAAGGUCGAUGUGUACUCAUUUGGUAUUUCAAUGUGGGAGAUCUUGACUUGUGAGGAGCCAUAUGCCAACAUGCAUUGUGGUGCUAUCAUAGGUGGAAUUGUAAGCAACACACUUAGGCCUGCUAUACCAGAACGUUGUGAUCCAAAGUGGAGAAAUUUGAUGGAAGAAUGUUGGUCUUUCAACCCUGCAGCCAGGCCAUCAUUUACAGAGAUAACAAACAAGCUGCGAGCUAUGUCAGAGGCACUCCAAACGAAGCGACGUAAUCCCACAAAAACCUAAUUUCCUAUGUAAGUUGAAAAAGAAACACGCUAAUGUAAAUGUAAAGGUUAAGUAGGAAAAUGUUUGUAAAGUUAUAGCUAACGACGUUCUUGAGUAGCUUUAAUGCAAGCCAUGGCCAUAGAGAUAAAAACCUUGUAUAUCAAAAAUAUGAAUAUAAUCCGUAGUUCUUCUGUGCA